Molecule: messenger RNA, 825 nt
Organism: Talaromyces stipitatus ATCC 10500
Lineage: Eukaryota; Fungi; Ascomycota; Eurotiomycetes; Eurotiales; Trichocomaceae
Exons: 6
Coding region: 1-825 (274 amino acids)
Source: RefSeq, a predicted model, not a curated record
AUGGCGCAGAUCAAAAUAGACAAGGAAUUAAUGGCGAAAGAGUCAACAAAGGAAUAUGAGAAAGCACAGAACAUGUGGAGAGAAUUCUGUUCUUACAAGGGAAAAGAUCCUAUAGCAAGCGUCUAUGAUCUGGAGCCGCUGAAGGACUUUGUACAUCACCUAGCUUACGGGAUUGAGGGAAGAUACGACGACGAAGCAGCAGGGCAAGGUUCUGUGAAGGUGUUCCUUCGUGAAACAGUAUUCCCGACACGUGGAAAUAAGCGGGUUAAACGGAGGCGGAAGCAUGCAAGGAAGAAUCACUUCAUCCACCUCGGUCGGCAGCUCUGGGAAAAUGACUACCAUGAAUACACCAAAACGAUCAUAAGAGUCAGCCUAUGGGCGCAGAUGCUAGUCUACGUCUUCUCGUCUGCGAGGCUGUGUGAGUACCUCGAGGGUGUCUCUCGUGCAAACUCUCGCAGGGGGUUGUAUUGCAAGAUUAGUCGAUAUCAAAUUAGGGUCAUUCGAAAUGAGCUCAGCGAGUCUGAACUUGUGUUUCAGGUAGUGAAGGACGCGAAGGGUAUGACAAAUGCGCCUGAGAAACGACCCGAACAUGAACUUUAUGAAGGAUUAUCGACAAGUUCACAGUAUCUUCUAUUAAACCCGAUGCUACCGAUCCUCGCGAUGUUGGUUGCGAGUGAUAGGCUGCGAGACUAUUGUACGUCGAAAGCUGUUUUGGCAAUCUCCGCUCCUCCACCGGACGAGGUUCACGUCCUCGAAUGGAAAGAUCCAGAUUGCCCGCUCUUUGAAGGCCUAGACGACCCAUCGCCAAUUCUAUGCACCAAAUAA